Messenger RNA from Kazachstania africana CBS 2517, 795 nucleotides. It is a transcript of the gene GIR2, whose product is annotated as Gir2p. The transcript has a single exon. Gene Ontology annotation, molecular function: protein binding. Gene Ontology annotation, biological process: cytoplasmic translation. The record is from RefSeq and is a predicted model, not a curated record. The coding region runs from base 1 to 795 and encodes 264 amino acids. Lineage: Eukaryota; Fungi; Ascomycota; Saccharomycetes; Saccharomycetales; Saccharomycetaceae.
AUGGAUUAUAAAGAGGAACAAACACAGGAGAUAGAGGUGCUCGAGUCUAUCUAUCCAGAUGAAUUAGAGAUUUUGAAUGCAAAUUAUCCAAAUAUCCAAUUCAAAAUUGAUUUAAAUCUUGAAUUGAAUGAAAUUUCUCCUUCUCUAACAAAACAACAUUCAUUAGAAAUAACUUUCACACUGCCAGAAACCUAUCCAGAUGAACCCCCUCUAAUUUCUAUCGAUUCAUUCGAGGAAUCCCUUGUCGAUGAAUCAAGUGAUGAGGAAGAUGAAGACGAUGAUGGAAUUGAAUUUGAUGACCAUGGUAAUAAGAUACUGAAAAAUAAUGUGAAUUUACCAGAUGCAAUAUCUUUUAAUGAGUAUAUUCCUGAUCUGGAAACAAAAUUAUUGAAUGCCAUCGAUGAAGAUAUGUUAUUAGGUAUGCAAAUGUGUUUCACCGUAAUUUCAAAUGCAAAGGAAUUUUCAGAAACGUGGUUCAGUGAACGUUUACAGCAUUUGGAAAAAUUACAUGAGCUAGAAGUGGAAAGACGUGAGAAGGAAGAACAGGCAAAAUUCAAUGGUACAAAAGUUACCAAGGAAUCAUAUUUGAAAUGGAGAGAAAAUUUUAGAAUUGAAUUGAAAUUAGAUGUAAGAGACGAAGCUAGGAGACUAAAGGCACAUAAUGGUAAAUUAACGGGUAAACAAAUGUUUGAACAAGGUGUUGAUGGAACAUUGGAAGAAAAUGAUACAGAAAUUAUCGAUGAUGAAGCAGAUUUAGAUCAAAUCACCACCGACUUGAAAGAAACUGCCAUAUAG